UCCUCAACGCAUUUAAGGUGGCUUCGUGGAUGAUCACCAUACCCCUCUCGUCUCACCAUGCCAACCAUACCGUUUAGACGACCACCACAGUGGUUGAAAAGCCUUUUUGAAGGUUGACCAAUCCGAAAUUGCUCCUCAUAAUUCUAUAUCUAAUAGGUAGGAAGCUGGAAAAGGUGGAUUCGAGUAUUUUUCUCAAAAUUGGAUAAGACAUUUUGACCACCGUGACGAGAGGGGGGGGAGACGAGCAGAAAGAAGACGAUCGUAUCCAAGAAUCUAGCUUCAGUCAUCGGCUGAGAGGUGGGUCGUUGAUUACCGACGAAAUCCCCAAUGGACCCAUCGAUGGAAUCAAAGGCACGACAACUUGGGCCCCAAACAACCUUGAUCCUCCAAGCUAUAUUGAAGCAAAGUAGCAAGGAUCGAAACUUCAGCGACAUUGAUGUGAAUGCCAAAGCCUGCGAUGAAAACCAAGCCCCGAUUUUGCAUUUGGCUGUCGAGGAGGGAUUAUUUGAUGUGACAGCCCAUUUGAUUGAAAAGGGUGCGAAGGCCUCGGAUACCGACAACAAAGGCAACACGGUUCUCCACUCUUUGGCCAAAUGUCAAGAGAAGAAAAUGAUUGGCAAGGUGAUCCAAAUGUGGAAGAAAUCGCAGCAAGGAUGGAUGCCGGUAAACGGAGGGAACGAAUCCCCCCUGGGGAACAGCCUCUAUAACAAGAAUGAAUUACUCACCGAGCGGUUGCUAAAACGUCUAAAACCACCUGACUUCCACAACCAAACGGUGCUGGGGAUCCCGAUAAAGAAAAAAUUCAAACAGGGCUUAAAGUUGCUGAUUGAUUGGCAAAAGGAGCACCAAGCUUCACCAUCCGUUUUGGCGUGUAGCACCAACGGAAACCCAUUCAAGGAGGCCAUUCGGGCUAGAGAUUGCGAAAUAAUGAAACUCUUGAUAAAAAAUCAAGACCUCCUCCGUAAAAGAACGGAUGAUGAGCCUUUCGAUUGGAUCAAGGAUCUCGCGCAAAGUGGAAAACUGGACUUCCUCGCAAUCCUGUGGGAGCACCUGACAGGUAAUUUCGAUUCUUUGUAAUACUAAGCUUUAUGGCUCACUGGAGAUCAUAUCUAGUGGUCCAUGUACCAACUCAUGGUCUGAUCAAGUUCUUUCUUCAUUUCUAGAAGCUAAAAAAAAAGAUUACUUGAAUUACGUGUGCCAGAUCAAUGAAGAUCUUAAAAAAAAAAAACAGAAAAACCCAGAAAUACACACUUGACGAGGUGCUCAACCAUCGAGACCCUCCGAGGAGGGCGGAAUAUCUCAGGGAUCAUCUUCUCUUGGCCAUUGCUAUGGAUUUGACGGAGCAAGCUGAAUUCAUCCUGGAUUAUGCCCAAAGUCUGUUUCCCAUUAGCAAUGAAGGGAAACAGCAUCUUCGCACAGUACUUUAUGCCACUUACAAAGAAAACACCUAUCGUAUUGAAAAGACGCAUCUCAAGAUGACCCCUCUUGUGAUGACUCUCCACAAAAAGAUGCCACAUCUGACAAACAAAUUGAUCGAAGCGGAGCAGAGGCAUCUGAUGCUCCACGAUAAUGAGUUGUCUCAUGAGAAAGCACGGGCCUACCACGCUUCGAGCAUUUCAGAUCCCCAAAGCCUGCGGAUUUGUCUUGAAUCUGACAACCCUUUGGAUGAGAUUUGGAAGCAUUACUUUGAUUAUCUAAACAAAGAGGAGCAAUUGUUCGCAAGAAUCGGAGCACUGAACAUCGAGGACAAAAUCAUAUAUCUGAGGCUGCACCGCCGUUGGGCAGUGCGGGAUCUUAACCUAUCUGGCCUCAAGUUAGUUACCAAUGCUCUGAACCAUUUGGACAACGAGGAACAGAAGCAGAGAAUUGUCUGCCAGCCCCAACAGACUGAGGAAUUACUCCUGUUCGUGGCCAACAACAAUGUAGACGGCAACUUGAGUCGCCUUCUGGAGGAAUUCAUCACACAAGAAUUUGAAUGCCACAAGAGCGACCAAAAGCAAGGCUAUCAAUGUGUCCUGAACCAGGUUGACGACAUCAGUGGAUCGGAUUACAUUUUAGAUGCCUUCGAGACACAUUAUCCCAACUCAACGAGCAGCAAAUGGAAAAGCCUUUCGAAAUUCGCGGUUAUUACCUUCUAUGGAUUGGCUGUCAUGGGGAUGAAUAUUUGGACAGAUACGGUAAUAACAAAGGCACUUGAUUGCGCAUCUAAUCGCACCAAUAUCCCAGACGGCUAUGGCAUCUGCAAUGGCAAUCAAGAUGUCAGAAAUUCUAAGGCAAUUCCACCGACAGACCCAGAUGAUCGCGAUGAUCGUGACACGACAGAUGAUCGCAAAUGGAAUGGCACCAAUUUCCAAGAAGCCUUUAAUAUCAGUUCUGGUAGUCAGCUUUUACAUCUGACCACAACAUUGACACUUUGGAUUUGGCUAUUAGGGCAAUUGAUUCAACCCAAAUCGAUCUUCACUUACCUUGGUUUUGGUUCUGCAAAGCAAGGAGCCGAGCUAGAAGACAUUGAAAUUGGAACUGGGUCGGCUGAAAUACCACUCAUGGAAAGAAACCGCUCCAGAUCGGGCGAUUCGAAUGCAUCACAGAUGGAGAAACAAGUCAAAAGCAAACAAAUCAUAUCCUUUUGUGUUUUGGGCUUCCCAGUGUUUGCAGCAGCUGUCAUGGUUUUUUGCAUCCUGAGUGGGUUUUGGCCAGAAUUGGAUUGGGUUUGGCUUGGCAAUACGUUUUCCAUGAGUUUGAUCGUGGUGCUCGCUAUUGCCGGCUUGGUAAUCAAGUGCAAGAUGAUUUUUGGUCAAGACAACUUUCUUCAAGAUAGAGAUCUUUUCGACAGCCUCGAUAAGCAAUUGACCAUAGCACAGAUUGGAGAAUCCUGCAUGGAAGCCACUGUUCAAUUUAUCUUGCAAACUUGGCUCUUUGCUCGACUACAGUUGGCUGAUGAACUCCACAAGAAAACUAAAAUUGAGAUCACGGUUCAAUUUUGGUAUCACUUUUUCGUUUCUGGUGCAAAAUUGGAGUUACUUGAAGUUCUCGUCAGCGGCAAGAUAUUCUUAUCGUCCAUGUCCCUGAUUUGCAGUGUUAGCACGAUCCAUUUCAAUCUGAAGAACCAGAAUGUACCUUUAAAACGUAAGCCCUUCAUCUUCUUAUCCCUUGCUUUUCAACUUUGGGCACAAAUGAGAGUGAUCCUGGCUUUGUGCUCGGGUGCAAAUGAUGGAUCACAGGACCUCAAUGAGAUAAAAUGGUUUUGGUUGAUCAAGAUUGCCUGGAUAAUGAUGCUGAAGGCAGGGUUCUGGUUUAAAAACCGAAAACUAGCCCCUUUCUCCCUUUGCAACAUCUGCAGUUUCUUGCUGAGCACCUUUGGCAGUUCCAUGCUAUUGUUGCAGAUCCCAAUGUUGAAUAACGACAACAAAAAGGUCACCACAGAGACUUUUGGCUUCCAAUUCUUGUACUUUCUUUUCACCUUUGGACAAAGUGUCUGCUGGGUUGUGUCUAGAGGAGAAGCCUUUUGGGAAAUAGCUAUUCUAAUGGCUUUAGCCUUUGCUUGUCAUGCUGUUUUCUAUCUGUUCUAUGGCCAUCCUGGUCAAGCUAAAAAUCGGAAGAACAUCAAGAAGUGGAUGAAGAAGAAAAAAUUGAACUAGUCACACAACAUUUUCAGACGCCUAAAUCGUAACAUGCCAGCCAGACCUCUCGACCUACUCAAUUAACUUCGACCCCUUAUGCCUGUCUAUUCAUACAUCCUUUUGUACAUCUUGUUCUUCAAAUAUUGUAGAUAUUUAAGUUACUAUUGAAAAAGCCCGUGAAAAAAACAAACAAAAACAAAGUAUAUAAGUGGUGUGGUUUUGUAUUGCAUACAUAUGUAUAUGGUUAACAGUGAAGCUCUCUUUCUCUCUCUAUUUAUGCGAUUCUUAAUCUUGAUCUGGAAUAGAACGGACGUGAAGAUCUAA
Molecule: messenger RNA, 3944 nt
Organism: Tigriopus californicus
Lineage: Eukaryota; Metazoa; Arthropoda; Copepoda; Harpacticoida; Harpacticidae
Exons: 4
Coding region: 1206-3638 (810 amino acids)
Source: RefSeq, a predicted model, not a curated record